Gallus gallus (chicken) is the source of this 10540-nucleotide messenger RNA. Its product is annotated as translation initiation factor IF-2-like. Gene Ontology annotation, cellular component: nucleus. The transcript is spliced from 5 exons. The record is from RefSeq and is a predicted model, not a curated record. Bases 8422 to 9897 code for a protein of 491 amino acids. Gene Ontology annotation, molecular function: RNA polymerase II cis-regulatory region sequence-specific DNA binding; protein dimerization activity; DNA-binding transcription factor activity, RNA polymerase II-specific. Gene Ontology annotation, biological process: regulation of neurogenesis; anterior/posterior pattern specification; regulation of transcription by RNA polymerase II. Lineage: Eukaryota; Metazoa; Chordata; Aves; Galliformes; Phasianidae.
AGACUGGGGAUGUAACGACAGACGGGCCGGGAUCGCCUCGCCAACGGUAAAGUUCAGGUACAGUGUGUAGCCAAUAAAGAACGGACGCCUCGGGUUCCAUUCUGAGAUGGCCGCUCUCAGUUCCAGGAAUCUGCUCAGCACACAUUCAAGGCACAACGACAGCGUUUGUCACCUGUGGGGACAAGGCUGUAAGGAAGAAAGAACAAGGGAAGGGGAAACAUAAAGAAACAUCUUAAGAGGGGAAAGGAAAAGUACAGCAGCAAGGAACUGUGCAGGAGAGCAGCAGGAGGGCGGGCUGUGGCUGCAUCUGCCGGCUGCCUGCCACGUGGCUGCAGGAAAGUCGUGGCCUUUCUCCACCUCGCUUUUCCAGUCUGUGGAAUUAUUUAGAUAACAGUAUUUGCAAACUAAAGAACAAAAGUACUAUAUAUAAAACAAGCCUACUUAAGCCCAAGUGGCUUCUGUUUGCUGUAUUUAGAAAAGGGCCCAGUUCUCUCUGUGUCUUUCAUAAACAAAACACAGCCAAUCAUCUCCAGCCAAAAUUAAAGACUUGUUUUCUCUGACAACAGCUCUGACAUGUCUAAAGCCCCACAGCGACCCUAAGGUGUAAAGUAACCUGUCAGUCCUUGUAGUGUUACACCACUGAAGGGCACAGCAAAGGAGAUAACAGCCUUCAGAUACUACAGAGAGCCCAGAAUUGCCCCAUAGCAACAAGCAGGUGGUGAGCGAGCCUGAGUAGCUGGGACUGCUGCCACAUCUGUUAGAAAAUGACCUCAUGGGCUGACAUCACCUGAGAUUUCCAGGCCAGCCUUGGUCCCUUUGAGAUCUGGGGACAGCUUUGCAUGGCCUGCCAGCACCCUGGGAUUGCUGACAUGGGUGGACACAGCAAGCAGAAGUAAACCCACCUCUCCUGACCACCCUCCCCCCGUGCUGCACCGAGCCCAGGAGCUGCCGCACCUUUGCCAGCUCGCUCAGCUCCACAUAUAGCCCUACAGAGGUGGCAAUGUCCAGCUGUGCACAUCUGUGCCUUGGCACAGGGAGGACACGCACAGCCUCCUCUUCCUAAGACAGGCUGGGAAUUCCUUGGAACUGCUGGGGCACCGAUCCAGCCAAGACCAGCACCGUUUGCACUGACACAGCCUCCAAAAAGCUGCAAAUACACCUUGCUUUGCUGGAGUGACAGGCUGGGGAAGGGAGCAGGAAAUAAGGGGAAUGCCCGAAGGCAGACAGAAGUGAGUACGUGCUUAAUCAGCUUAGACUAAAUAAAUCAAUAGGCUCUAAAACAAAGGGGUCCCCAUGCAGAAGACAAACCUGCUGGAAGGACUGAAUGUGUAACCAGCACACGAGCAGCUCUCUGUAAGGUAUAAUGUGAACCAACCUGAAGCAGCCCCAGACGGAUGCACCAUCUGCUCACAGCGCCUCACAAGGACGCCGUGCUCGGUGCUAUCAAAACCAGCAGACACUCCAAGGAGCACUAAUGCAGAGCACAGCCCCGGGGCGGCCGGCAGGCAGAGCUCAGCAGCCCUUCUAAAGGGCCGCGACAGAACGGUGCCUUCUGCUUGAUCCAGCCUGGAAUUCACCAACGACACCGUAUACACAGAGGUGUGAGUGCUGCAGGAACGCAACGGCUCCCGGCGGAUGGAAGGAAUGGCAGGAUGGACGCUAGACAGCAGCUGACACAUUGUUCAACAGAUGAGAUGGCUGCCUGGAGACAGAAGAGCAGACGUCCAAAUUUAGUGCCCUAAACAGAACAACCCAGUGGCACAGAAGCUCUGAUGCAGUUCCACAGAUAUCACCGGUCCGUUCACAGCCAAAGCAUCACUGAGGCAGAUCAUAGCAGUGCGUUCACAUCGCGCUUCUGAAGCUCACCUGCUUGGCGUGGUCUCCCAUCACAUGCGGCCAACGCGAGGCUUUCAGCCCCCACCCAUCCUGGCUGCAGCCCAACCCGAGUGCCCGGGAAGGGGCAGCACCCUCUGCUUUGCUUUUCCUCUCGUCAGAUGCUGCCGCGAUGGACGCGGUGCUGAGAGCCUGUGGGCAGGCACUGCAGUGCUGCCCGCUCCUGGAGUCACACUGCAAACCUCGCUUCCUUCCUUAAUGGUUUUGAAAGGGGUUAAGCCUUUACGGGGCAGACGAGAGCGUCCUGCAUUGCGUAGCAGGAGGGCUCUAUCAGCACCGGCGGUGCUAAUAGCCAAAGUGGCCCUCGGGUCCCUGGCUGGAUGCGUUUCUUCUAGCUUACAAGACGACUCAGUGUAAGUAAAACAAACAAACAAACGCUGGGACGAUAACCAAAGGCUUCAUUAGAGCUUCUGGCAGAUGCCGUGCAAAGCCCCCCGCUGAGAUACAGCCCAUCCUGGCAAAGGCAGCUGUCUGCCUGCCCAGACAAACCGCAUCCCAGGGCAGCCGAUGGGCAGCCGGGCAGCCCUACACGGCGCCCUGCAGGGAGAGCUGCCGCUUCUUUCUACCCCGAGAAGACGAGCGGCCGCACCGUGAGCGCUCAGCUAUCCCCGAGCAGCGCAGCGCUGCAGUGGACUGCGCCUCUUCCGGCAACGUGGGAUUUAAGGGAGAAACGCAAACGUUUCACGGGUCCCGAUGGAACAGCCGGGGCGGCACCGCCGUCUGCAGCACGGCCGGGGGACGCUGCGGGCUCCGCUGGGAGAGCGCACAGCGCCUUCACGCCCGGCUCGUUCUGCUGAUCGCAUUCGGUGCCGCAAACAAGGCAGGCCUUGUGAAGCGUGGGCAUUUGUUGUGUUGGAGGUGUUUUAUAAAGGCUUGAUCCCGGCUACGUUAACAUUGAGUAACUCGGCAGAGAGUCUAUAAAGACUGCGUUUCAAGGCGUACCGAGAAUGGAAGGCAGUUAAUGCAAUUAUGCUGACGAUAAAACGCUGAACUUAAUUAAGUCUGCAGCAGCGAUAAUAUACUUGUAAUGAUUAAGCUCAAGAUCCGCAGAUAAGAGGAUGGAGGCAAACCUGUCGGUUCCCCAGGCUUCCUUUACCUCCUCUGCUGAAGAAGCAGUCCCACUGCAGCCCCAUCCCUUCCCAAGCCCACUGCUGCUCCCCAGCCAUGCUCAGCCUGUCCAGCUGCAUUUAAUGGAGGACCAAGGACAAAAGAUGAAGCCCAUAUUCACAGAAUUUGCAUCUGGGCUGAGGUGGGAGAUCCCCCAGCAGAGGUUCCCCUUUUGCUGGGCUGCAGAGGAAAAAAUGCACAGAUGUGAAGGGGAGAGGAUCCAGCAGAUGAUAAAAGCCACAGGGAACUCAGCUCCAUUGCCCCCAGGACAGCCUGCCAGGCACACAGGAGGAGGAGACCUUCUCCUGGAGGCACACAGUGCAGCGCAGAAGACAUUAAAGACAGCCCCAUGUCCUCUCUUUCACUGUAUACUCUACUGCACAAGAACUGCAGAGGCAGCUCAUUACUGCAUACACAAAACAAGAAGUCUUCUGCUUCCACAGCAAACUCCCCACUGCUCCUGCUGCAGAACUGUGGAGCUCCAGGUGAAUUACAGCCACCUUGAGCUGCUACAACUGCUCCCUCCCCUCAUACCCACCUCCUGCUCAGGGGGAAAAAUGACUUCUUUCUACACCUGCCCCUCUAUUUCUCCUCACUCGCCAAACGACUUUCCUCAUCCUGAGAUCACAAAACCCUAACAAGACGGAGCAGACAGCCUGCACCCAGACCUGGGCUGCAACAUCAAACCCAUCAUGGCAGACCACAGCACCACAGGAGAAGAGAGCCUCCAACGUUUUGUAGUGAAGAGUAAUGCAGUCAGUGAGAACGGCCCAUCAGCUACCAACAAAGCCACUCCAACACCAAACAGGCAGCCCAGGGUGCCAUCCCUGCUGUGCCAGGACAGCAAUCUGCUGCGAUAGCCAGCACGGGCUUCUCCUGCCCUCCAACUGCACACCACAUUGCAGCCCCUUGAGGGAGACACAGGCAGUGGCUCGCUGUGGAAAAGGAACAGCAGACUUCUCUUUAGACCAGAACGUUUCAAGUUCACUUCCUCCUUCAAACAAAAUCCGUGCAGAUAAUGUUAUGGAUACAACAAAGAGACAGACGUCACUCAAGUAAAUGAGCCAUGCCCCCUCCCCACUCAGGCCCGAAUACAAACAUCAUAAAGCUUUUUCCUAGGAAACACAGAAUGCACAAUAGCAGGUCUUGGUUUCCAGGACCUGACCCCCUGCUAACUGCUAACAGCUCACAUUCCCCUUCCUUCUCAAGUUCCUUCAAGAGCUCAACUCCCCUUUACAAAGCCCCAAGAAGCAAAUAAGUAGGUAGAAGCAGAACAGCCACAACAAUAGAGGAGCUAUCCCCGAAAACAUGACUGGCUGUGGGGAGGUGUGGGGAUACAGCAGGCUCCAGCACCCACAGCACCUGCUGAGCACAACCCAUGUGACAGCCAAAGGGAACUCAUCACAGCACCUUAUUCAUCCCCCCAGGAUUGCAUUUAUCACCAGAGAAGUCUCACUUAAUGACACCAAACACAUUUAGCACUGUAGUGAACGCUAAGGGGUACAAAGGUAACAAGCUGGUAGAAGAAAAGCACCUGAAAAGCGUGACCAGAACUUCUACACCUCCAUCUGACCUGCUCCAGGGGGUGCAGAGCUGUGCAGGAGAGGGAGGGCAGCAAUGCCAGGCAGUGCAGGAAGCAGCCUCAGCCCUACCUGCCCCAUCUGUGCUGAACUGCAGCCACCGACAAGCAGGGACUCGUGCUUCUGCCUGCGCUUUCCAUGACGAAAAUCCUUCCAGGAUCUGCUUACAGUGACACCCAGGGCUGAGCCUGAGGGCUGCCCGCACACAGCUUCACCUACUUCAGGGCAUGCACCAAAGCCACCUGCUCUACCCUCCAGCUGAGCUCUGCAAGUAAUCAGUCUCGUUUCUCCUUCAGGGCUUGUCUCUAAUUAGGGGUGGGCUCCUCAUCAGCUCUAAUUGGAGACCAGGCAGUUGCAGGUUUGGUGUUGGCCAACUGCUUGAGCUUCUAUCUAGCAGGUGAGUGGCACGUUCCCAGGAACACAGCUCCCCCACCUCCUAUAAGCCAGCAGCACUCACAGCUUACGUUGAGCAAUGCCAGCUUCUGUGUUUUGUCCUGCAUGUGCUCCCUGUGACACAAGUAAGCAGAGGAAGCUACCAGCCACAACCCAGCAAUUCCUGCUUCCCAACAUCUUUCCCUCAGCCAGGCAUGUUCUGUGCUGUGUUGCAUGCAUGUUACUGUGGGCAUGUCCUCUGCUGCCCAUGGGUACUCCCCAGGAAACACAUCAGUAUAAACCAGUACUAAUAAAAACCCAAGCCACAGGAAUGGGUGCCAGGACCCCCAAGGAAAGGGUAUUGGUCUCUAUGAAUAAAAUAUUUCCACUCUCGAUUCAGAAAAGCCCAACGUUCAUUAAAAGUGACCAUAAAAUCCACGCUGCCAUUGCAGAACAGAUGCGUAAUUUGCAAUGGGGAUGCAAAUCUGCAGCAGAGCGUGAAAGCAGAUAUUUCCUAGAGCGCGUCACAAAGCACACGGGAGCAAAGUUCCAGCCUAUUAUGUACGUGUUAAUGUGACCAAACGACAACCCGUGUCCUGUCAGCAAACGUGGAGUGUCGCUGCCACAGGUGCAGACUGGGAGUCAUCCCGAGUCACCCCUCAGAGGGGCACACAACUAAGGAAGCCUGCAGCCCAGCGAGGGCUGAGUUCUACGGCCUCAGCAGCUGGGAAGUAAAUGAACAGCAGUGCCUGAAAGUCAUAUAGGAACUAAUGGAAAUAUGACAGGUUGGCACCAGUGAUGUAAACAUCACUGUUGCGAAGAGAUGGUAAAUGGGAUGGUGAAGUGAAGCCCGUCAUUAGGAUAGCUUCCCAAAGAGGAACAAAAUACAGGAGGCGUCCCAGGAAAUGCCACAGAACCGCUCCCUGCAACGCUGCCUAAAAAGCCUCAGCACUCAGUUUGUUCUCACUGCCCUGGAGCAGCUUCCACAAACACAGUGUGACCGAGCGACCGUCCCCAGCCGCACCACAUGGGGCUCUGCCGCGGUCACUGCUAACAGAGCAGAUGUGGUGCUGAGGGCUGAAGCGCUCUGCUGUGACAUCUGGGCAAACUCUCUACUGAAGCCCAGCAGGUUGAGGGCCGAGGAUGUCCAGGCAAUUAAAGCGUCUGCUAACGUAAAGGAGACAAAGACAACACUGCUGCUUGGUGUGUCAGGGCCAUACCCGAGUGAUGCAGACUCAGACAACGGCUGCUCCUUCUCGUGCCCCAGCACAGCCCAGCGCUGUGCCCAGCAGCACCCAGCCAGCACUCACCCUGGGACACACUGCCCUCCCCGCUGCAGCCACAGGCAACAGAAACGGGCAGGAAAAGGCCUUACGGUUUUGAAAGUGGCAACAGAAACUCAGCGCUGGAAGGCACAGACGUGGGUUGCAGCAACAGGCAGGCUGGAGUCUGAGAGCCGAUUUUCCUCUGAGGGUUAAACACCUGCUUUGAGCGGCAGAGAAAUCAAUGGCACUAGAGGGAUCCAUCUAAUGGGCAAUGCUGCAAACCCCUCUGUACAGCUGUCCUCGUUCCCUGCAUUUAUUGCCUGCAGCCCGCAGCUCCUCCAGCACGCUCCUUGGUUCUGGGAGAUGGACUAAUUUUCAUCCCAAAGCGGGCAGGAGGCUCCUUAAGAGGACACAUUCAGUUUGUGAAGGGGCUCUGGGGAGAGCAGGAGGGAGAAAGCAGCUCUUUGCUCGCCGUGCCGCAUAAAUGAGUUGGUGAUUUUAAAGAUAAACUGGAUGGCAGCAAACUGGUGCCAAAGGACGAUCCACCCGUUAACCGAACACCCAGCACCGCUUACACCCACCGCCAUUCACGUGCACCAUUCAUAUUUAUGAGGAUGGCCUGUCUCUUUGACAAGAACUUUUGCCUCCAACGACGACAGAUGUUGCACCGCUUAUGCAGGAGCUACUCGAGCAUUCCCAAAGGAUGCCGUCCAUGCUCAUCACGUCCGUAUCCCAGCUCUGAUUACACUGCUCACGGAGGCUGGAUGACCUACUGGGAGCUCAGAUCGUGUCAUUCUUGAGCCCAAGAGCACGGAUGGCCUCACGCGUGGCUGCAGACACAGCUGAGCUAUGAGUGCUACGACAUGAGGGAGCUGCCGUCCCUGCAGGACUCAGCGUUAGCAGAAGUUAAACUCCCACCCUCCAUGCGGGAGGAUCGCACACGGCAGCAUGGCCUUAACCUGAGCACAGCCGUAUGGAUAAGCUGAGAGCUUUGCCAAAACAUCCUUCGGGAAGCACAACGCGUGGGCAAGCAGUGAAGCGUCAGACAUUUGUAAGACAUGUGUAAGGGACGUCUGCUUUUACAAGAUCGCAGUUGACAUUUACAUUAAAAUGCAUGAGGUUAUCAUGAAUCGUUUCACCUGAUGCGAUGGAGCUCAUUUAAAGUGGCACCAAACCGUCACAUCAGCCCUGUGGGCCGGAGCAGGGAGCCUGCACUGACCUCUGCCUCCAGAACCACAGCUCUUGUAGUGCCCUGAUAUUUAUUUAUGGUACAUCUUUCACGUACAGCACAAGGGAGCCCAGCAUUUAGCAACCCAUUUGACCUGCAGCUUUCCAGAGAGUACACAGAAAGACACACUCCCACAGCUGGCACCUUGUGCAGCUCACUGCCAUUGGCUCCAGCAGUCAGGACGCAAACGGGAUGCUACAGCCACGGACAGCCCUCUGUGCCCAAGCUCUGCUAGCAGACCACCACCAGUGCACUGCAGAUUAGAUCCUCAAACGAUGAGCGGGGGUGAGAUGCAUCCCCUGGGGUGCCGCCUACAGAGCAACCUGCCAAAAUCCAAGCACCAUUUCCUUAGAACACGAGGGAAAGGACAAGGACCACCAGCAGCAGAACUGCUCUGGCAGUAGGAGCUGACGGCUGGGACACGGCGUGGGGCGGCUCCGAGCCAUCCCGAUGGCUGCGCUGCUGCGGCCAUGAGGAGGCAGCACGGAACGAAUCCAUCCCACGGCACGUACGCACGAACCGUCCGACGGUCUGACAGCGAUAGGAGGAGGGGGGAAGGCUUUAAACUACCAGAGGGGAGAUUUAGGUUAGACGCGAGGAAGAAAUUCUUCGCUUUGAGGGCGGUGAGGCCCUCGCUCUGCCGCCCAGAGAAGCGUGGGUGCCCCAUACGUGGUGUUCAGGGCCGGGUGGAUGGGGCCCCGUGCAGCCCGAGCUGGAGUGGGGCACCCAGCCCACGGCAGAGGCCAGAAGGACGGGCUGUAAGGCGCCUUCCAACCCAACCCGUUCUGUGCCUCGGAUGAGGGCAGCAAUAGGAGCCCCACCUGCAGCGGGGUCAGCCCGCGGGCCCACCGUGCCGCGGCGGGCAGUUACGCCGCACACGUCGGGGAGGCGGCCGGGCGUGCGGGGCCGCUUCCAGCGGGGGAUGCGUCUCGCGUUCCCUCGGGCGGUAAAAAUAUGACACACAUUAGCGAGGAGAAUGAAAAGAGGGAAACAAAGGAGCGGGAGCGAACACCUGUCGCUCUCCUCAGGGACGAGCCCCGACGCUUUCAUUCGGUUCGGUCUGUUGGGGGAACUGCAGCUGCCAACUGUCAUCAGCAUCAAGUUACGGCACAAAGCCGGGGCCUCGGCCGGCGCUGGGGAGCGGCGGGGGGACCACGCGGUCCGGGUACGGCAGCCCCGGCACCGCCAGCGCGGGCUGCGGCCGCCAUCCCGGCACGCGCGGCUCGAGGACGGCUCGCGGGGCGCGGCGGGGUUCGGGGCGGCGGCUGCGCCACGGGGCGGCUUCGGCCGGGCGAAGACAAAAGGCUCGGAGCGCCGAGCGGCCGGCAGCCUCCGGCUGCAGGGACCGCCGCCCGCAGCGGGCGCUCCGCUCUUCCGUUCCCGCACGGGCACGGCCGAGGCGGGGGGGCACCCAGCGCGGGGCGCAGCCGCAGCGCUAGGACGGCGGCCGAGCACCCGUCCCAAAACGGGACGCAAUCGCGUCGGCGCCGCUGCUCACACCCGGCCGGAGCGGCCGCCGGCGGGGCCGGGGCUGCGCAGGGAGGGGCCGGGGGCGCAGCCCGCCGCAGGAGCCCCGGGCACCGACGCACAGCACCGCACAGCGCCGCGCCGCACGGCACACCGCGACGCAGCGCCCACCCGCACGGCCCCGCAGCAGACAAAGCGCGCGGCCGCCAUUGGGCCGUUCGGCCCACGCUCCGGCGCUGCCCGCGCGGCGCGGCCAAUGGGCUGCCGGCGAUGCAAAGCGGCGGCUAUAAGACGGGCGGCGCGGGGCGGGGAGCGGCGCGGGGCCGCGGAGGAGCGCGGCGGGAUGGCGCCGUCCUUCCGGCACGGCAAGGGCCGCGCGCCGCGGGGCGGUUCGGGCGGCGCGGACAGGAGGGCGCGGAAGCCGCUGGUGGAGAAGAAGCGGAGGGCGCGGAUCAACGAGAGCCUGCGGGAGCUGCGGCGGCUGCUGGCCGGCGGCGAGGCGAAGCUGGAGAACGCGGAGGUGCUGGAGCUGACGGUGCGGCGGGUGCAGGCCGUGCUGGAGCGCCGCGCGCUCGAGGGCGGGCGGCUGCACCGCGAGGCCAGCGAGCGCUUCGCCGCCGGCUACAUCCAGUGCAUGCACGAGGUGCACACCUUCGUCUCCGGCUGCCCCGGCAUCGACGCCACCACGGCGGCCGAGCUGCUCAACCACCUGCUGGAGUCCAUGCCGCUCAGCGAGGGCGGCCUGCGGGACUUGAUGGCGGACGUUCUGGCCGAGCCCUGGCCGGGCGGCGACGCCGCGCUCCCGCUGGCUGAGGCGGCCCUGGGCCUGGCGCUGCCCUCGCCGUCGUCCGGUGAGGAGACGUGCUCCGACUCGGACGAGGCGGAGGCCGAGCCGGUACAGACCCCCGCCCACGGACUGGAGGCGGCGCAGACGCGCGCCGUGCCCUCGCCCGGCUCGCCCAAGUCCAUGUGGAGGCCGUGGUAACGCCGCGAGCGGCGGGGCGGUGCCUCGGGAUUGGAACACGGCGCUCCCGGCGCCCCGAUGGGCUCACGGCCGAACGAGACCCGCGUCGGCGCGUGGACGGUGCGCGUGUGGCUUUUUGUAGCUGGGGUUGUUUGUAUGAGAGUGGGGGGACGGGAUGGGGAGGAGGGAGGUUUUUUAGUAGCAAAGCUCUUUGGAUGCGCAGCUGUGGUCUCUUAACCCUGCCUCAUCCUCUCGGCCCCUGUAAGCGGCCCAGAUAACACUCACUACCUUGCUCUCUUAAGAAGAAGCCCUCGUGCGGUUUAGAUCCUGCUGGGUGACUCCAGGAGAAGCUCAGUCUGCGCACAGCGGUUGUGUUCUGGUGACAGCAGGAGCCCUGCUCGGGGCUGACGGAGCAGCUGUGCCUGGCAGCAGCCCAGCCCUUGCCUUCAGGGAAGGAGGAGCAGCAGGAGCUGCUGGAGCACUGCACACACAGCCGGGACUGAUGGUGGGGUGCCUGCAGAAGUGAGCAUCUCGAUUCACGUUUUGCUUUUAGCACACUUGAGUUCAUGGUGACUUUAUGUAUAUUAGGAGGGUAUCAGAUCAAGUGUUGUUUUUUUUUUUUAAUUUUUAAUCUUUAAUAAAAAAAAAGCUGAAUUGACAGUGA